Tricharina praecox is the source of this 1487-nucleotide messenger RNA. Its product is annotated as synaptobrevin-domain-containing protein. NCBI's taxonomy places the organism in Eukaryota, Fungi, Ascomycota, Pezizomycetes, Pezizales, Pyronemataceae. Gene Ontology annotation, cellular component: membrane. The record is from RefSeq and is a predicted model, not a curated record. Gene Ontology annotation, biological process: vesicle-mediated transport. The transcript is spliced from 4 exons. Bases 437 to 1147 code for a protein of 236 amino acids.
AAACGUCAACCCGCCUACAUACACCUUACCACGAUAAAAAGCAGGCGCAAGUAAAAUGUAUGAAACACUCCAAAGAUAAGCAGAAUCAACUUUCCCAUCUCUUAAUGACCAUUGUGUGAGAUCUAUUGCCAAAGCUGGUCAUUUGGGUACUCUGGUUGCUGCUCGAUCGUGCUAUGUAAUGCCGUCACUGGCUGCAUGCCUGGCUGUGAGGCGAGGUGCUCACACUUCCAACCGCAAACGCCUCAAGAUACCCGCACAGCUCUUUCAGCUCUCGCCCAUCGACAUCAUCGACAACCACCACUACCACCGCCACCACUACCACCACCACCAGUACCACCACUACUACAACUACUACCACUAUCACGAUAGCGUCUGCCUUUGGUUCAGCUCUUGAAUCCCUGAUAACAGAAUCCACCACAACCGCGUAUCGGCAAAUAUGGCGUCCUCCUCAGCGCCUCUCCUAUAUUCUUGCAUCGCAGCGGGUACCACAAUUUUGAGCGAGCAUUCUCCAUCCGGCACGGCCUCUUCCAACGCGUCCUCUCUCGCAUCCCUCAUUCUCCCAAAGAUCACCCACACUUCGGCGCAGAAGCUCACCUAUACUCAUGGCCCACACAACAUUCACUUCAUCGCCACCGCGGCUUCCUCGGACCUCCCGGCGGGCCUCACGUUUCUCGUGAUCUCUCCUGCCGCCGUCACUCGUAAGCUGCCCUUCGGCUUCCUCCUUGAGAUCCAGCGCCUCUUUACGUCUCGCUACACCCCGUCGCUCCUGGCGCAGGCCCCUCCGUACGGCUGCGCCGAAUUUAACAACACCCUCAAAGCCACCAUGCACCAGUUCUCACAGGGCGGCGAGAACGAAGAUGUGGUGGCCAAGGCGCAACGCGAGAUCGAUAGUGUACGCGGGAUCAUGACCGAGAACAUCGAGCGUGUGCUCGAGCGUGGAGAGAGGAUUGAUCUUUUGGUGGACAAGACGGCCGGAUUACAGACGGGUGCACGUGAGUUUAGGGUACGCUCGAGGGGAUUGAGGAGACGCAUGUGGUGGAAGAACACCAAGCUUAUGAUUUUGCUGGUGUUCGUGUGCAUCUUCUUGCUCUAUCUGUUUGUCGGCUUUGGAUGCGGAUUGCCAGGCUGGAGCCGGUGUAUUGGUUGAGAGAGAUGGGUUAUCCACGGAUGGCUUCUGUACGUUACAUAUGAUUGAGGGGUGCCCUACAACUGCCUUUAUUUCGGUGGAAUAAGUUGUUUUCACAUUGCGUUACUUUCACGGGCAAAAAAGGCCGCGGAGAUCUUGAGCCAUCGUUUCUUUCUCCUUUCAUUGUUCUGUUCUUCCGGGGAUCUCUAAUCUCCCACUUACGUGCGCCAUGCCUGUGAUUUUCUACCCGUAUGUUCGUUUUCUUUGUCUUCUUUGUAUUCUUCGUGUUCUAAAUUCAAUAGUGAUUCAUACCCAGAAAUCCAUCAUGUAUGCACGAUGGCUACAGUCUUUCACAUGUGAC